Molecule: messenger RNA, 4858 nt
Organism: Strongylocentrotus purpuratus (purple sea urchin)
Lineage: Eukaryota; Metazoa; Echinodermata; Echinoidea; Camarodonta; Strongylocentrotidae
Gene: nudt5
Product: ADP-sugar pyrophosphatase
Exons: 9
Coding region: 38-892 (284 amino acids)
Biological process (GO): ribose phosphate metabolic process; nucleoside phosphate metabolic process
Cellular component (GO): nucleus
Molecular function (GO): ADP-ribose diphosphatase activity
Source: RefSeq, a predicted model, not a curated record
GUGUAUACUUUUUUAUGCAAGCAAUCCACUGCGCGCCAUGCUUCGUGUUAUAUCUCGUCAAUUUGCUGGUGUAAUUGACACACGUACACGUGUAUCGAGUACGAAGUUGAACACACAUCUGAGGUUUCUGAACUGCUGUUCUCUCCAGACAUUAGGAAGGGCAGUUUGUGUUGGUAGACCAUUACAUUCACCUGAUAGACCAGAAUCACUAAAGAAGAGUACUACCAGAAUGUCAAGCACAGAUCAGAACCCAUCUCCGUCAAAGAGUGUGUUUCUCAAACAAGAGACACUCCACAAGGAAAAAUGGUUAUCUUUAGAGAGAGUAACAUACCAAGAUCCUCGAGGUAAAGAGAGAACCUGGGAAGUGGUAGAAAGGACAACUAAACCAAAGAUAGAAGGAGUUAGUGACUGUGUUGCAAUGAUUGCUAUUCUUAACAGAUUGCUUCACUAUGAUUGUAUUGUCCUCGUCAAGCAGUUCCGCCCACCGUUCAAAGCAUAUACCAUUGAGUUUCCUGCUGGUUUGGUAGAUCCAAAUGAGAGUCAAGAGGAAGCAGCUUUGAGAGAAUUGAAAGAAGAGACAGGUUAUACAGGGACAGUCUUAGCAGUAUCUCCAUGUACUGCCUUAGACCCAGGAAUUUCAUCAGCAUCAUGUAGCUUUGUUCAUGUUCAAAUUGACGGCAAUGACAACGCCAAUGACAGUGCAGUAGCUUGUCCAGAGGAUGGAGAGUUUAUAGAAAUUCUUCUCAUUCCAGUCAAUGAAUUACUUCAUAGAUUGCAAGAAAUGGCGAAGCAGAAAGAUGUUGUGAUUGAUAGCAAUGUAUACAUGUAUGCAUCAACUUUAACUCACCCCCAUCUAGGAAUGGUACCUUCCACUAUCAUCAACAGUGAUUAACUUCAACUCACCCCCAUCUUGGAAUGGUACCUUCCACUAUCAUCAACAGUGAUUAACUUCAGAUAUCAAUCAACAGUCUGUUGUCUAGCAAUGGACCUCCUUGACUGGUAAUUCACAUUGACAGUCUGUAUGUUGGCUCUGAGUUUGAGUAAUGGCUUGUUUACACAUGAAGCAGGAAGCCACUAGUGAUCUCUGCCGCAUGGUUUUAUGUUUUUAAAGGUAAAUGAAUAUCAAGUUGGAAGAAAGUAGCUCCGCUCAACAAAAGGCAUUUGUGCACUCCAUAUCUGUGUGUCGUACGUACGAUACAGACAUGAGAUGCAAAAAGUAUUAUGCUUGCUGCAUCAGAGAACGCGCCAUGGUGUCAUAUGUAAACAAGCUUUUAUUGACCAGUGUAUGGACUGUCUGUAUCUUGAUUCUAGUGUAUGAAUCCUCUGUGUCCAGUAAUGAGCCCGUUAUGGACCGGUUAUUGACCAACUGGCGCAGACCUUUACUGAUUACCUCAUGUAAUUAACUUGACCUAGGAGUCUACUUGGCCUGACCUCAUGCAUUCACCUGAAAGGUCACUGACCUCUUGUUAUUUCAUGGACUUUUGAUCAGCUAUAAAUAGAAAAGGAAACAUGUCUUCUUGGAGAGACAGACUGUUCAGUUAUGAAAAUUAAGUGUCAUUGGAACAUGCUUCUGAUUCUAAUUGUAAAAUGUAAUGUUUUUUAUUGAUUUAAACCAUGUACAAAGGUGAGCUAUUUUUCUGACCAAAAAUUUUAAAGAUAUGCUUAGAAAAUUGAGCUCUUUUUUAUAUUACAGGGAUUUUUCUUAUUUUUUUUCUUCAAUCAUGAAUAAAGCUUUCAUGAGCUUGUAAUACUCUCGUAGUUUAGAUGCCUAGCCGACAGACAGUUUAUCAUUGUGUGUUUAUUCAAAAAAAAAUUUAAACUGAUUUUAAACUGAUAUGUUUACAUGUAUUUGAUCAUGCAUCUUCUUAUUAUUAAAUAUUAAUCUGUCUCACAUCAAUAUUUUAUUAAACAUGUGGAUGUGCCAUAUUUUUCAUAACUGUUAUUUUAUGAUGUGAAAGAAGAUCUAUUUUUGAUACAGUAAUUGUGAAGAACUGGUGAGAAAACUUGCCUGAUAUUUAGCAAUAUUUACUUUUCUUUGCAUUGGAAUGUUGUCUUGUAAGAUACAUGUACUAGUAGUUAGGUCCUCACAAUGACAUAGAGCACUUUUAUGUAGACAUUGAACCAUUUUUAUCAUACGCUCAAGUGGGCAACUUUUUAUGUAACAUUUGAAGCUGUUUUGUGUUAAUACGUUGAUAGCAAUCUAUCCUGUUGAAAUCCUGGCACAAUGACUGUAUUGCAUAAUAUUGCAUAAUAUAAAGUAUGCUUGCUAUGGAAACAACUGUUUCAGCCCUCUUACUAAUGUUCAAAGUUUAUCAAAUCUUUUUCUCUGAGAGUAAAGCCAUUGAACACAGAAUAUUAGAUGUUUUCCUCCCUUGUGUCAUGAAGAGCGCCAUCUGUUGUUAAAACUAGCAAAAGUGAAUGAAUGGAGGAAUUCAAUGUAAUAAAAGAGACAUUUCAGAUGUUUAAUAAAUAAAAGAUCAGACUUGUGAAAGGGUUGAGAUUAUUGCCCCUUUUAUGUGAGCCCCCCCCCCCCCCCUCACACACGCACACACAUCUUCUUUUCUUAAUUCAAGUUUAAAGGUUUUCAACUGAUUAUGUAAAUAACUUUUUUUUAAUCGUAAGUUAUUUUCAUACACUUGGUACUUGUACCGGUAUAUAAUUUUGUUGCAUAAAUCAUGUACAUGUAUAUCAUUUGUAGAAACAUUCCAUGUUUUUUUCAUGUGAUUUUCUCGAUAUGUGUAGAAAUGCUAAAUUUCUAUUUCUAUUUUAGGAAGGUAAUGAAACUAUAUAUUUUUUUUUGGGGGGUUAUAUUUUUUUUCUAUUCAGUAUAGAGGUAGACAAAUGAAGAUCAAUAAUAAGAGGUAAUUUAAACAAACAUCAAACAUAUCUAUAAAAAAAAAAGUGAUUAUAAAAUGACUACCAGUAACAUUGAUAUAUACCAGAAAUUGUGCUUACCAAAAUAUAUUGCAUUGCAAUUUUCAGUUUAUGGUAUACAUUAUUUGAUUAGUAUAAUUAAGAGAUACAUUUAAGGUGUAUACUGCUUAGAAAGGUAAAGUUUCGACACAAUUGAUGUGAAUUCGAUUUCUCUUGACCAUUUUGUGAAGAUAUUUAAAUCUUGUUUGAAACGAGGCAUAUUUGCAUACCUAUCAAUUAUUCAUAUAAUUUGUAUUUUCUGCUUGAUUUUUUUAUUUUUCAUAUUAAUUAUUAUUCUUAUAUUUUGUAAAAGGAAGUAUCCAUGUACCAUGUAAAUUAAGUUGCCUAAUGUAGUACAUGUAUUUUGAUACUGGCUAGUACCUUUGGAAUGAAGUAAUUUCAAUUAUAUGAGUUGAAUUUUUUUUUAAAUUUCAUUCCAUUUCAUUGUUUUCAUGUCAUGGGUAUAGUAAAUGGCAUGUAUCAUUUGUAAUGUUAUUAUGGUGCUCAUUGGGAAUCAUUGGAAUAAUGGAACAUGAUGGUGUACAUGAUGUUCAUAUCAUGUCUAUGUUUACUUGUAAUUUAUAUUUGUAUAGAGCACUGCUAUAAAUGAAGGGCUACCAUAGAAUAUCAUGUAUGCAUUCAUAUGGUGUUGAUUAAUAUAAUUACAAGGGAUGUUAAACUCAUAAUUUCUGCAUAAUUUUAUAAAUGGAGAGAGGAGAUGUAAUGUAAGGGAGAUGGUUGUUCAUAUAAAGGUAUGAAAAGUAUUCCCCCCCCCCCCUCCCAAGCAUAUAAAUGAUAUAUAGGUAUGAGCUUGGUAAAAUUCAACUCCUAAUCCACUACUUACUGAAAUCUUGGACAGCCAUUUUUGUCAAGUAUAUUUUAGCUGCACAUUGUGACAACAGUUAAUUGGAGCUGUUUGUUCUGGUAGUGGAUGAAAGCAGAGUUAGACAUAAAUUUCUAAGGUCUGAGAAUUUGUGUAACAUUUCUGUAUCAAUGAAACAUGAAACAUCAGAUAGUCUGUACAUAACUAAUAUUUAGAUAUCAUUGUGAGUUGGUGAAUGAACAUAAAACAGUCAGAACAAGUAUGAUUUAUGAUUUGUGAAGUAUCUUGGGUACGUGCACUCAUUUUUCAUCUUUUCCAGAUGAGAACAGUCCUAUUACAUGGCAGACUUGAUAUGUUACAAUGUAGCAUUGACAGGUUGCUUUGGCAACAAUUGCUGUGGGCUAUAUUUCAUGAAAGGUUAGGUAUAGUGUUAGGUUCAAGGUUUAACUAUUCAGUUAGUUAAGGAAAUUAAUGUGCAACAUUUGUGGCAGAAGCAAGUGCUGUAAAACUGUUCUAUUACAUGGGCAUCAGUUUAUGUGAAUCUUGAUAAAGACAGUCAUAUUAAAUUCAUUUGCAGGAUGAAAAUCAACUCACUUCAAAUUUUAUAUGACAAUUUAUAAUGUGUUUUUAGUUACAAAUGGAAUGCAUUCUUUGGGCUCUUGUACCAUAGUUGUAUUUUACAAAUUAAGUUUAGAUGGUCUGUUCUAAUUUUGUAACCAUGAAACUUACCAAUAUUCCACCUAGGCUGUUAUAUGUUCUCUUGCUGUAUCAGUAUGUCUGGGGUUUGCAUCUAUAAUGGAUACUCUAAAUGUCCUCAUUUGCAAAUUGAUUCACACUUGAAUUUCAUAAUCCAAUGACACACUACAAGAUUAUUGGUGAAUUUCGGGAUUAUAUCUUAUUAAUCAAUGUUUUCAGAUUUUCAAAUAUGAUUUGAAAUUGACCCGGCAGAUAUGCUUGUACUAUUUGAAUUUCAUAAAUGCAUGAAAUGGUCAUUUCACUUAUGUCUUGACUUUCAUCUUGUAUCAUAUAUUUCUCUUUAUAACCUACAUCAAUAACAUCAUUAUUAUACUUUGAAUGCCAUCGUUAUUUCUUUAUAGUUAAAAUAAAAGAAGACUGAUCAGA